Mya arenaria is the source of this 3018-nucleotide messenger RNA. RefSeq names its product monocarboxylate transporter 9-like. Bases 265 to 1845 code for a protein of 526 amino acids. Lineage: Eukaryota; Metazoa; Mollusca; Bivalvia; Myida; Myidae. Gene Ontology annotation, molecular function: monocarboxylic acid transmembrane transporter activity. The transcript has 6 exons. Gene Ontology annotation, biological process: transmembrane transport; monocarboxylic acid transport. The record is from RefSeq and is a predicted model, not a curated record.
AUAGUCGCUCCAUAAAACUCCCUGUUACAGUCUAUAAUCAGAUGAAAGUUUGCUUUUAGAAAUAUAUGAAACAAUUUCAUGGAUUGUUACCCAGAUUGUAUAUAUCAAAGAAGUCUAAAUAUGGAAUAGUUAUAGUGCUGGAGUUCUCUAUUUGUGAAUGUGAAUGUUACUCAAUAGGUAAUGUGAAUGAUGUCCCUUGUAAAUGUUCUCUACUACGUGUGAUGUGACAGAGGUGUUUCCUAUCUUCUACUGGGCAUUUGACCAAUGACCCAGGUGUAUCCGGUAAGAAUGACCCCUAUCAUGUCCAACAUGGAGGAAUUGGAUAGCGGAUGGUCAUGGCUCGUGCUGGCCGCCUCCUUCUGCUACUUCAUGGUGUUCGGUAUGUUCCUGUACGGGAUCGGGGUCGUGCACGAGGUCCUCCUGGACGAAUAUGGCGGGAAAAUGUCAGCCACCGCCUGGGCCGGAAGUCUGUACGCCGCGCUUAUCUCACUUGGAGGUCCAGUGUCCAGUUUGAUUAUUGACCGGUGGAGUUGCCGGACGGCCAUGUUUGCGGACGGGGUACUGACCACCAUCGGCUGCCUCACGACGGCGUUUAGUCCUAACCUCGUAAUCUGCAUCUUCACCUUCGGCAUCCUCGCUGGUUUUGGUGGCGGCGUGGGGUACACGGCUACCAUGGUGGUUGUUGGCUUCAACUUCCGGCGCUGGAGGAACACAGCUCUCGGGAUCGCCAUUUCCGGUGUCGGUGUCGGCACAUGCAUCCUUUCCCCGGUCAUGGAAAUUGUGCGCGGUUUCUAUGGAAACGCAGGAUAUUUUAUAAUUCUCGCUGCCAUCGGCGUCCACAAGUGCUUGUUCGCGGUGCUCUGUAGACCAUCAAGGUUGGAACUGGCGAGACAGGAAUCCCUGAAAAACGAAAACCAAGAGCGUUUAUCCAAAAAACAAAUCAUGAAACUCUAUGCAACUGUAUAUGCCAACAAAUUAAUAAUAUGUUUCUCGCUCAGUUUAAUGUUGUUCAGUGUAGGUACAUAUAUGAUAUUUCUUCACCUUCCGACAUUUGCUAUUUCACGGGGCAGCUCCCGUAUGACCGCGUCCCUCCUGCUGUCCGCUUGUGGGUUGUCGACCAUAUUUGCACGUCUGUUAACAACGCUCAUAUCCGAACGAAAGAACGUUGACGGAAUCGUGUUGUAUUCCGGCUCAUUUGGACUUUUAGCAUUAGCGACGUUUUUGUUUCCAAUUUAUUCCCGUACUUUCCCGGGACUAGUGAUAUUCUCGGUGAUACUGGGUGCAUAUUUCGGCGGUUGCUAUGCGGUCAUGAACAGUAUCAACAUCCAUCUCGUCGGCGUCAAGUACCUCUCUAUAGCUACCGGCAUGGAGCUCGUAUUCAGCGCCGUCGGCACUGCCAUCGGACCCGUCAUAACAGGACUGAUACUGGACAAGGGUGGGACGUUUGAACACGCCUUCGUGGUGGCAGCAUUCGUGAUUUUGUUGGGCGCGGCACUGGGGAUGACCACGGUGGUGUUCCAGCCGACCAAGGACUGUCCAGAUGUACCGGAUGUGGAUCUCAUCGUCCCGAACAACCGGGAAGUAAACGAAACCACCUCGUCGAUGGUCGCCAGCGCUCAUAGUCAUAUCAAGCGAGGAGAUGACAUUGGAAACGAAAAACAGGAAACGGAAAGGCAGGAAUUUACUGCGGAGCAGAAGUCGCUCGUGUGUUCCGGCGCCGCAUGUUCCACACCCGACUCUGCGAGGGACAGCGUUUUUAUAAGUUCCGAAGAAGUAGACUUUUCUGUGGAGGUUCAAAAACUCCUGAAGGGUGAAGAUAUCAAGUUUAUUGAUGAAAAUGACUGAUAUUACGAAACGUUAAGUUACGUAUAUAAGUUAAGUCGAAGCUCGCUUUGCCGAAAUCGUUGAUACCUUGGGAAAUACUUCGAGGUGAUGAACAUUCGAUAUAACUGAAAUACAAAACAUGUCUUACUAAACCAAAUGCAAUCAAAAUGUUCGACAUAACCAGACCAUCGAGAUAACAGAGUUCGACAUAACGAGUUUCGACUGUAAUUAUUCUAUUAAAUUAAAUUCUAAACUUAGAUGCUCAAUGUACGUUUUGGAUACUGUAUGCACACAUGUACAUGUAUAUAUACACUGUUUUGUUCACCCGGGAACAUUUAAAUGAUCAUGAUUAUACUAUGUAUAAAGAAUGUAUUCCUAAAUCAUAUUAUGAACUUUCGAUUAUUGUCCGAUAGGAAGUCCGAUUUUCAAACACUAGUAAAAGCAUACAUCAUUUUUAAUAACUUUGGAUGCUUUGUGGUAAAAUGAGUUGAGACUGAGAUUGAGAUUUUCGAAAUAAUUGAGAUCUGGCUCCAAUAUCACAUAAAUACUUAAUAUUUAGACUCUCACAUAAAUGUAAUAACACACAUGCGUUUGGUAUUUAUAAGUACGACUGGUGUUUUUGCAACAUCCUUUCAUUUGAAUUCAAGUUUUGGCAUUGUACUUAUUUUAAGAAUUCAUAGCAAUUUUCAUCAGCUGAUAUUUAACUUAUAUAAAAUUAGUAAAAAAGUAUAUUAGUGUUUUUUAAUAUUAUAUAUAACUUCAAACUUAUUUUUAUUUUUCUAUUUAUAAAAAAAGAUACAGUCAAUACUUGCUAUUUCGAAGUCGUUCGGGCCUCGGCAAAUACUUCGAGACAACGAACAUUUGAUAUAACCGAAUAACAAAACACGUCUAACCAAACCAAACACAUUCAAAAUAAGUUCAACAUAGCCAGAACAUCGAGAUAACAGAGUUCGACAUAGCGAGUUUCGACUGUAUUAUGAGAUGUAUCCUAUAUUCAAACAUUGAAAUUACGUUCCAGCAUUUCUACUUGUUCAUGCGAAUGCCCGAGUUCUACGUUUCAUGUUACGUUUUGUACUUUUAUAAACCAUCUUGCACGUGCAAAUGGUGUGUUUUCCGUGCGUGCAAUUUGUUAUCAUGUAAAUUUACAAACUGAAUGUAUGUUGCAAAUAUAAAAUAAAUUAAAGAAUUAUAUAA